Molecule: messenger RNA, 2313 nt
Organism: Ostrinia nubilalis (European corn borer)
Lineage: Eukaryota; Metazoa; Arthropoda; Insecta; Lepidoptera; Crambidae
Product: protein vreteno-like
Exons: 2
Coding region: 39-302 (87 amino acids)
Source: RefSeq, a predicted model, not a curated record
AGCAGCUGCCAGGUUCGAAGUUAGCGAAGGUGUGCUUCAUGGACUACGGCAGCGUGUUAGUCGUGCCGGUGGAGACGCUGCGGAAGAUGCUGCCGGAGUUCGCGCGCGCGCCGGCGAUGGCCAGCCACCUCGACAUUACAGAUUUUCCCGAGAAACCAACUUCGGAACAAAUAGAUUGGGCUAUGAAGCACAUGAAGAUGAAAGAAGGUCGAGGCGAGCUGAUUGUCACCAAGUGUGAGAUGAAAGAACCUGGUCUGUACACCGUAGAAGCGCCGGGACUGUUAAGCGCCAUGGGGGUCUAAUUAUUGCUUAAUAACUCUGUAAUUAAUCCCGUUUUACCAUCAAUCCCUAAUUCUUAAGUGACCCAUGUGAAAACAAAAUUCCUGUUACCAUAGGGGUCACUUAAAAAUUAAGGAUUGAUGGUGAAAACGGGUAUAAUUGUUGCAACAACUCGGUAUUGAAUCGCCAAUUUUUUGUAGGUAAGAGCUCUUUCAGAUGAGACGUUUUGAGAGCGACGUUUGUCCGCACACUGAAAAUUAUAUUACAACUGCGUUGGAAUAAAAACAGUUACCAACAGAGUGUGCGGCCUCGCAAACGCACUACAAACGUCCGUCUCAAAACGUCUAAGUGUAGGCGCACACCGUUGAUUUUUCGUCGGCCGAUAGUUUAGUCGGGCAGUUGAUCAGUAUGGGCAUGUAUGGGAGUGCGCACACUACGCCGAUUCGAUUUGGCCGAUUCUUCAUACAAAUUAAAAUCGGGCACAACUAUCGUCCAACUAAAAAUCAACGGUGUGCGCCUACUCUAAGGGCCCUCGCCCACGGCGACUUUUUGUAGCGAUGCAGUCGCGCUGCUGUGUUGGCAUCACUUCUGUAGUGCGUUGCAAAUGCGUCUAACGCGCUUUAGUAGCGAUGAAAAAGUUGCCGUGGGCGAGGGCUCUAAUUUGAAAGAGCUCUUAGGGUUAUAACACACAUGAGCGGGCUGGCAUCGAUCGGCAAACGGGGUAAUAAGUUCUUUAAUAAAUAAAUAAAUAUUUUUGGACAAUUUCACACAGCGGCAUCUAGUCCCAAAGUAAGCGACUAAUAUGCUCGUGUUAUGGGUGCUAGCAAUAUUUUUUUUCUUUCUAUCUUUUCAAAUUUUCUUUAUUUGUUUAGACUAUUAAAUAGUGCUUACAAAUCGUAAAAAUAAAAAUAAAAUUACUUAAAGGUAAUGCAAUGUCUCUGGACAUUCAGCAUUAAGUAUAUUAUUAGUUGUUUUUUUUGUGGUCCUGGUCCAGUGACAAAAUAAAGGACAGAUUCAGGUAAUAUGUCCUUGUCUUGAAUUUUUGCUGUUUUUGACGUUUCGGCGUUUUUCUUUUGAGUCUUGAGAUUAUAACUCUCGGUUUUUCAUUAUUUUUUUCCUUGACUAUCAUGGUGCAACCUCUCUGGAUACGUUCCAGAGUGAGUCAGAUAAAAUUCUGAGAGUUUUGGUGAAAUCUACGAUAUUUCUAGGUUUUAUUUUAACUAAAGUUGAAAGAUAAAUAAUUUUAUUCAUAAAUAAAAGCGUGUCCGUGAGCCGAAGAGUAUUUCUUCGCUGGAUAGUAAUGCUUGGUCAGCGUUUAUAUAUUCCGAAUUUUUCGCUAAUGUAUUUUUUUCGGGUCGGCUUUGCUUAUAAGAGUGUGCUUGCUCUGAGCACAGCUUCUCAAAAUAGGACUCGAGUUUGAAAAUAACCACACCCUACACAGCACUGGCCCAUUUAUUGACCCGAAGCAGUGGUAGGGUUAUUAAUGGUGCUUUUUAAAAGCAAACCUCCAAAAAUUUAAUUAGUUUUUUACGAGUUUCUCAUUUCUUUCAAUUUAUUUUCGAUACCCUCACGACGUCCUUACGAGUGGGACGCCGCGAUGGGUCACGGGAAGCCCUGGCCUAACCGACAAUGUCGGCCCGCUUAUGUGUGUAACAACCUUUAAAGAACGAACUUCAAAUCUCGAUACAUACAUAUUUUAGCGUAGAUUAAGGUUUUCGAUUGGUUGAAUUUCAAUAAUUAGACCAAUCAAAAGGCAGAAUCUAUCUGACUGGCUGAAAUUGAAUCUAGAUUUUAAGCUUUGAUUAUCGGUACUAUAUCCGCCAGUUACCGAUUUUCUAGCAUCAAGAAGUUACGCGUUGCCGAUUCGAUACUGAGUUGAUGAGUGUCAAAAUGCCAUACCACCAGAUAGCAUAUUAUGAACUUGCCUUUUUUCUAUUACAUCAUAACGUUCCAAACGCUUCAAAACUAAAAACAUAAACUUCUUUAUUUUCAAUGGUAACACUAGCAUUAGUUUAUUUUAGUGGCAACAUUUCC